AUGACGUCAUUAUAGAGCGCCGCAGAACCUAGCACUCCAGCUAGCAACGUUAGCUCGCGUUUAGAAAGGAUGUGUUUGACAACUUUACGCUUAAUGUUGUGGGGUGUUUUAUCGUGUUAGAUGGUCCACCAACCGCCCCGGUGCCGAGUAAUUGUUUGCUUAUGUCUCAACUGGCAGUCGUUAUGGCAGAGGAGGAGGAUUUAUCACCAAACCCUCUGACAGAGGACAUGAAACACAGCAAUGGCGGCUUCGUACCUCCAGACGGUUUAUGCUGGGUGUCAGUGCUGUCCUGUCUGCUGCUGGCGUGUUCGUAUGUUGGGAGUUUAUACGUGUGGAGGAGUGACCUGCCGAGGGAUCACCCCACUGUGAUAAAGAGACGCUUCACUAGUGUGCUCAUCGUGUCGGGCCUGUCGCCUCUCUUCGUGUGGACAUGGAGGGAAUUCACAGGUGUCAGGACUGGCCCAUCGUUACUGGCUCUCAUGGGGAUCCACUUUGAAGGCCUCAUUCCGGCCGUCAUACUUCCUCUGAUGCUCACUAUGGUCCUGUUUCUGGGCCCCCUCAUGCAGUUGGCCAUGGACUGUCCCUGGAGCUUUAUGGAUGGGAUUCGGGUGGCCUUAGACCCGUGGUUCUGGAUGCUGUGUUUCAGCGACAUGCGUUGGUUGAGAAAUCAGGUGGUGGCGCCGUUAACAGAGGAGCUGGUGUUCAGGGCCUGCAUGCUGCCCAUGCUGGUGCCCUGUGCUGGUCCUCUCACCGCCAUUUUCACCUGCCCCCUAUUCUUUGGAGUGGCUCACUUCCACCAUGUGAUUGAGUUGCUGCGGUUCAGGCAGGGCACGCUGUCAGGGAUCUUUCUCUCUGCAGUGUUCCAGUUCUCCUACACAGCAGUGUUUGGGGCCUACACUGCCUUCAUCUUUAUCAGAACAGGUCACCUGAUAGGUCCGGUUCUCUGCCACUCCUUCUGUAACUACAUGGGUUUCCCAGCAAUCAGUGCAGCGAUGGAGCACCCCCACCGCCUUACUGUCCUCUCCUCCUACCUAAUGGGGGUCCUCCUCUUCCUCUUCCUCCUCUUCCCCUUCACUGACCCCUCCUACUACGGCCUCCCCACACCGGUGUGUACUCUCACCUCCUCCCCCAGCUCCCUCUGCCUCUCCUGAUCCCUGCCCCCCAUUCCCCCACACCUUUCUGCAGUGUUCACGUCACCUUCCGCUGACCAAGCAGUUUUUUUUUUUUUUUUGCCAAGUUAGAGUUCAGGUCCGGUCCAGUUUGGACUGACCGCUUUAACAGCCAUGUGGACUAAGUUGCCACAGAAAGGGGUGGGGGAAAGCCGUAGCUGUCCAAUGGUCGAUGGACCCUUGAUAUGUCGAUACAUUUACUUGACAUAUUCCGGGCCUACGCUGCCAACCUGAUACUGGUUUCAGUUUAGUUGGAACACUGAAGAUCCUCUUACACUUAUGGAUCUCAUCAGUUUGUGAUGAAGCGUCAUAAUGUACCUUUUUGGUGUACCUAUUUCCCACUCAACACGCCUGGUCUUAACGCAUCAUUCUGGUUUAUUACAACUUGGGUCUUAUUUUCGUAAUUUUGGCAGCCAUUUCUAUCGGUAAUAAUAAAAUGAAAGAGUCUGUAGUAAACAUCAAUCCACUUCCUUGUUCAAGGUCUGAUCUACUGCACUUGUAAUAGUUGUACGCAAACAUUAGGGCCGCAACUUCUGACUUUUUUUGCGUAAGCAUUAAAGGAAGCAAUUUUAUCAUAUUGGCACUUUCUGGCUACCAUACCUUGGCUUCUGCUGUAUGAUGCUUCCAAAUGUUUGUCCAUGUUUAAAAAAAAAAAAAAAGAACUAAAACAUUGGCCAGUAUAGCAAAAGUUUUUAAGUAAAAUAUUGAUAAUGGCAUUGGGGCGGGCUCUAAUUGUUAAGGACAUUUUGACCGUUUGAUCUCCAAUAGUGGUUUAGAUAAUCUGGCUAAACUGUUGGUUUAUUUAUAACAUGUCUGAAUUGUAGAGUUCUGCUACCUAACAGGUCUCAACAAGGUAUCAGGUUUUGGGUUCGGCUUGGACUCAUUUUGGAGGGUUGGGGUUUUAAAUUUGGCAGUACUAGCUGGGUUAAGAUGAAUCUAAAAGGCCUGGUCGGGUGUGUAUAUAUCAAGUUGUAAUAAACCGGAGUUAUCCUUUUAAUGCUUUUGAGCAUCUCCUUAGUGACACACAGAAAUGGUUUUAGUGGGUUGUAGGUGAAACAGUAUUCCAGUGAAGACAGGGAGGGUCCCAACCCUUACAAAAAAGACAUGUCUAAACAUGUCUCAUCGCUGCACUGCAUUCUGGUCUAUAGAGGCUCAGAGAGAUGUUGGCAUUUUGCCUCUCCUGGUUAGGAUUUCUGUCCAAAUGAUUGUUGAAUGGUCAAUAACCCUGCUGUAGCUGCACUGGAGUACAGGGAUGAUGCUGUGAUAUUGAAAUGGGAAGUAUCCGCCAGGAAUGGUUCAGCUGUACUUUUUAGUGUUCUGAGCUUGUUUUUAACAGCAAAAUUCCAGUGGAUGUCCUCUUCAUUUGAAAUCAGACAGCAGGACUCUGCUGCUGCAGAGAAACAUUCUGCUGGAAGCGUUCAGUGUUUUGUACUAUAUAUUAAUGGUUAUUUAUAUACCUCUGCAUGUUUCAGGGCUGGUAGUUUGUUUAGUUGGUGAUGGGAUAGCUUGGGAGGGGGAGGGGGGGUGUUCACUGUUCAUAUUGGCUGAAACGUACUCUGUGUAAGUGCACAAAUGCAAAGGACAAACUGGUUGUACAUACUUAGAACAUUAAAAGUACUACAGGUGUGAAAGGGGCUUACAGUACAAAACUAAACCAAGUACUGUGUUGUUAUGUAAUCCUCUUAUUCAGGGACUUUGGUUUAUAUUGUUCUCACGUAGUGCAUGCUACUUGAGCAAGUUGUCUUUAAUCAAAUUAACGUGCUAGCAAAAGCAAAGCAAACUAGCGGCUUUUCCGUCUACCAUAUGCACGUACUGUACGUCCCAUCCUCGGUCCUGUUCUAGUCGUGCACUCCUACAUUCAGUCCAGUUUGAGUUUGUGUGGCCUGAUACGUCUGCGUUUGUGUCCUUACACAGAGUAUGCUUUGGUCUUAAAGCUGGAUUAUUUUAUUAGUUGUCUCUAGUCUUUUCUCUCGAAGAUCUUUACUUCGAGGUCUCUUAUCCUUGUUUACAUUGGCGAAUUGCUAAUUGUCAUUAUUAAAAUUUGGUUCUAAGCUUUCAUAGGCUGUCUUUUACCCACUGUAUCUGUAUAUGUAAAUAGGGGUGAUUAUGCCCACUGCUCCCAUUCUCUCUUGCUUCAGUUAUAUGUUGCCUUUUAAUUGAAGGGAGCACAACACGCAGAUGUUGUUUAAUAGAGGCUAGUGCGCUCCAGCCACUACACUGCAUGCUGCUGCUGAAAGGGCAUUGUGUCCACACCUGUACAAAGAGUCACUACUAAUAACACACACAGUGUGCCACCGGCACAUGACCCACUUAGAGGGAAAUGAUUUAUUUCUAACCCAGCGUUUUGCCAUCAUUCCAAUCAGUUAGUAUGGGUUACCCUCUGGUAACAUUUACCGAGUUAACACCGGUAUCUGCAGAGUUCAAACCAGCAACACAAGAUGUUCUCCUCAGUCACUUAGACGUAAAAAAAAUAGGGUCCAGGUUGAAAAAAUCCAAAAGGUACCCUUUAAAGCUAACCUGUGGAGUGUCUGACCACAGGUAGUGCUUGCAUCCAUGUCUUCAUCAGUGGGUCCCGCUUUUGUUUUGUUUGUAUCGUGCACACGGAUGCACAUGCAAAUCGCUUUCAGGCUAUUCCACUGAUUGACAGAUGAAGGCAGAGAGAAGGAAGAUUUCUAGCUAAACAGGGAUGUAAAGAAACCAUGAUUUAAAAAAAAAAAUCAUCUAUCGGCUUUACGAAUGAAUGUUCAGUGGUGAAGGAUUUGCAUUGAUAUGCAAUUAUACACACCGUAUAGUUUUGAGGAACCCAAAAUGAAAAUAUAACUUUUUUUUUCCCCCAUGGAAACUCCCCAGGGCUUUAACAUAGAGAAGAACAGUCGCCUAGUUACUGAGAACUGCUUCACCAGACCUCAGCAGCACUGUCAUUAAAUGUCAUCAUAACCAGCUAGAAAUAAUGGCCAAAAUGGACUAACUGAAACAAAGGGUUUCACUCAAUUUAACUUUUGUUUAUGGCCAACAAUUUGUUUUUAUUUUUUUAUAGUUUUGUGCACUAGACUUCUGCCUAAUCGUAUAAUAUUCUCAUUCUCUGGAAGGGCAUUUCUCCAUUGGAGCGGACUGUUGAGCUCUCACUCCCCUUAUCGGAAGUUAUUCGUAGCUCACAGCUGACGUUUAAGGUGCUUCUCAGAGUGUGAGAGCUCAAAAUGGCAAAUAAAUCUCUAUAAGCUAUACUUAAACUGUGAAGAGAAAGUGGGCUGCUUGGGUCUUCAGCAAUAAAUCCUAUACGUGGGAACGUUUUUGGUUCCAUUUUUAUGUGAUUUAGCAAGUAAAGCAGAAGAUUAUCUGAAUGAAACAUGGCUGUAUAUGUGUAUUAAUUAUUGAGGUAAUUCUUUAAAGGUCCCAUAUGGUGACACUUAUACUUAUAUUUGUGAUGUUGAUGUCGUAUUAAAUUACAGAAGAGUAUUAGGGCCACGCACACAAUUUUUUUCGAGUUCUUAGUUUAAAGUCAGAAUUAUUCAGAUAAAGUCAGAAUUCUUUUUUUAUUUUUUAUUUUACAAACAUGACCUUAAUCUCAGAAUUAUGAGAUCAAAAAAGAAAUCAGAGUUCCGACUUUAAUCCUAAAUCUCUGAGAAUUAGGUCAACUCAGAUAUACUGUACAGUACAUUUAUUUUAUAUAGUAUAUUAUUUUUAGAUUUACGUUCCUAAUCCUCUUCCGUAAUUAAACACUAAUUUAAAAGUGUUACCAAAAAUAUGUGUUGAGUUAAUAUUUCACCCUUUUUCCUCACAACCUCUGCCACACACACUUGGAUUAGCUGCUAGACAGAAUGUUCAGCCCACCACUAAUUCGUAUUAUAUCAUAGAAAAUGGGGGGGGGGGGCUUUUUACUUUACACCCCCUUCAACAUGACACACAAAAACACAAAUUUUCCCCAUAUGGGACCUUUUUUUUUGAAGUUUAUAAAACCACGACAGGCAGAGAGUUGGACACAUGGAACUGUUGUGCUGGGAGUUUGUACCUUGCCUCGCUGACGCUGGCAGCAGAGGGCAGCAGAGCACUGUGAGAAGCAGAGCCGCUGGGGGGGGGGGGGCAUGCUCCGUUCUAUCAUCCGUCACUGGAAAAACCAAUUCACUCUAAAUUUAUUUUUGACUUUAAUGUCUACACAAUCAUACCCUAAUAGAGGCGAUUGAUGCAGAGAGGAGGGACCAUGUGGGGAGAGACUCCCUGUUGCUCCAUCCCUACUAAAUAGUUUCAGUUUUUUUGGCCUCCCACUUUGUUUUCUUUUGAAUUGCUCGACUGUAGAUUCUUUUUUAAAUUUUCAUACCACAGCCAUGCUUUACAGAUAAUCUAUACAACAAAAGUCCACUAACACCUUGCCCAGAGAUUAAGUUAGAAAUUUGAAGUUAAGGUUAAAAUUAAAUUUAACCAUACAAAAAUGAUAUGCUUCAAACAUUUUGUUCACACCUAAAUUACAUAUAAAGCCACUGUGUUGAUCUGACCAUGCAUAUAGCACAUGUAAUGCAUGUUGUUACAGCCUCAUUUACAUUGUACUGAUGUCAUGUAUUAUUCUUUGUAGAAAAACAAGCCAGUUUCAGUGAAGAUAUAGGUUAGCCUUUUGCCUCUUGUUUCUUGGUGGUAAACUGACAGUGACGCUGUGCUGGUGUAUUUCCAUGUGUCCUGAAACCAGAUCUUCAUUUGUUGCUUUGAACCUUCCCUAUCAGUGUCCAGGGGACGGGUUUUUCACUGGUUCUUCUGGGGGUGUAGCAAUGUGCUCUAGCGUCUGCCACAAUGUUUUAUUUACCUACUGGGUGCCAAAUUCAGACAUUUCCAAAUUCUACACACAGUGGCUUUAAUAAAAAAAAAAAAAGAGAUCAAAACUACAGCAAUCAAAUAAUCAUUAUUAUAAAUCUCCAAAUACCUCAUCUGCCUAUUAAGAGACCAAUGGCUAACUAUAUAUAUACACUGUAAUUUCUUUUUGGAGCACUUUUCCAAGCAAAAGAAAUGCAGAAUUAAGAAACAGUUCCGCCAAUCCUGCUAAGAACUAUUGACAUAUUAAAGAUUGAUAAACUUAAUAGACUGAAUCACUUGUUGCUAGCUAUUCUGUGUCAAGCUACAUGUUAUUAGCAAUUGGAUGUUCCCAUUCACGUCUUGUUAGAAAAGCCAUACACCAGGGUUGACCUCUAAUCCAAAUAUCUUUUGUUUCUGCUAAAGAGGCACAGGUCAAGGUUGCCCCAUUUCAUCCUUUUUAUUUUCUGUUUAACUCGAUGUGCAUUGUUCCGCUGGAAGCAGCCCAGAAACUCAGAUAUUAUUUGCAAAUAGGCUGUACGCUUUUUCCCCUCGUCUGAUCUCGGGUUUCCUGUCACUGGCUUAACCUCAGACACAAUUGGGGUGAAGCGGUUUUACCUAUACUGCUGUAAAAAAGAAAACCUUUAUAUUCCCAGUGUUUUCAGCCAAAAACAACACAUGAGCAUUUGCUGUUGAAGAUGGCGAAACUAUAUUAAUAUGCAGUGAACCGGAUCAUCAGAGACUGCAGAGUCUAUUUUUGCUGAGCUUUAGCAGCUCCCUUAUUUUAAUACACAACACCCUGAGGAAGAAUACUGCAAAUGUGCAUUCUCAGAACUUGUGAAACAAAAAAAAUAGUCAGCUGGUGAAACCGAACUCCACAGAUGUUUAUAUUCACUAUCUUUUGUAAUCAGAUCUAUUUUGGUGAACAGAUAUGUGCAUGUAUUUUAUGCUUACUGUGUCACACUUGUUGUACAAUUCAAGUUAGAGACGAGAGAGUUGCGUUUUUAGUAUGACAAUCUUUUACAGAAACUUUGGAAUCACUGCAAAAUAUCUAUUUGUGAAUAAAUUAUGUCUUUUAUA
This is a messenger RNA of Etheostoma spectabile (orangethroat darter), 7025 nucleotides long. RefSeq names its product Ras converting CAAX endopeptidase 1a (gene rce1a). Bases 162 to 1151 code for a protein of 329 amino acids. Gene Ontology annotation, molecular function: metalloendopeptidase activity. Gene Ontology annotation, cellular component: endoplasmic reticulum membrane. NCBI's taxonomy places the organism in Eukaryota, Metazoa, Chordata, Actinopteri, Perciformes, Percidae. Gene Ontology annotation, biological process: CAAX-box protein processing. The transcript has 9 exons. The record is from RefSeq and is a predicted model, not a curated record.